Messenger RNA from Mercenaria mercenaria, 1990 nucleotides. Its product is annotated as multiple epidermal growth factor-like domains protein 10. Bases 94 to 1764 code for a protein of 556 amino acids. Lineage: Eukaryota; Metazoa; Mollusca; Bivalvia; Venerida; Veneridae. The record is from RefSeq and is a predicted model, not a curated record. The transcript has 5 exons.
GUGUGUCGUCCAAACGGAAUACAUUAUACUGUAUGCAGAAUAACAUUUAGCUUAUUCAUUUGUUAAACUUCAAUAAACUUGUACAGCUAAAAUAUGUACAUUGGAUAUAUUCCAGUUGUCUUUUAUUUGUUUAUACUUCACAUACAAGUUUUAGGAUGUUCAACAAAACACUGUGCAAUAUGCUCAAAUACAGAAAAGUGUGACGCUUGUGACAUCGGAUACUGGUUAGGAGAGCACAAAUUCUGUUCUGCUUGUCCUCAUAAUUGUGAACAAUGUACAAACGCUACACACUGUACGAAAUGUAAGGCUCUCUUCUGGGAUAUACGGCCAAACAUGGCAUGUGGCUCUCCUUGUCGCGAGACCUGUACAAAAUUCGGAUGCAAUGAUACAACAGGGCAUUGUUAUGGAUGUCAUCCAGAGUCUUACGGGCCUUAUUGUUACCAGACCUGUGACCUGUGUCUUAACAAAUUGUGUAAUAGUCAGAAAUGUACAAAUGGGUGCAUUGAUGGAUAUUAUGAGAGCACAGUCGAAGCCUUUAAAUGCCGUAAAUGUUUUGGACACUGCACAUCAUGUCAAAGUCCGACAAACUGCAGACAAUGCGAAAAGGGCUUCUAUUUAUUUAACUACAAAAACUAUACUGUUUGUUCACAAUGUAGAUCAGAAUGCGAAGAAUGUAUAAGCUACAGUGAAUGUGUCUGUCCCCCGGGAAAAUACGGACCUACUUGCAGUAAAGACUGCAAUAUUUCAAACUGCAAGAGCUGCAUCGAGGUUGACAAAAAAGUACAAUGUUCUGAAUGUUUUAGCGGAUACAUACUUAAGAAUGGAAAUUGUAUUUUCUGUUCACAGUAUUGUUUAAGUGGUUGUGAUAGCAAUCAGAACUGUUUAGGUGGCUGCAAAGAUGGUUGGACAGGUCUAAGGUGCACGGAACAGUGUAUCAGCAAAUGCAAAAGGUGCGACCGAAUUGAUGAAAGGAGGUGCGAAAUAUGCGAUGGAGAUUUCUAUACAACAGCAUGCAGUGUAUCUUGUAGUUCAUCUUGCUUGACCGUGUCAGAAUCGGUGAAAUGUAAUAUAAAUAAUGGCAUGUGUUUAAACGGUUGUGAUAAUGGUUACUGGGGAAACAAGUGUGACAGACUAUGUUAUGAAGGUUGUGAGUCUGAAACAUGUGAGCAGUCAAAUGGGUUAUGUGAAAUUUGUAAUCGUAUGUAUUACGGGCAAGCUUGUCAGAAAAAAUGUAGUGAACAUUGUAUUGAUAAUGAUGCAUCAGCUACAAUUUGUUAUAAAACGAAUGGAACGUGUUUGCAUGGAUGUAAAGAUGGAUACGGCGGUGAUGCCUGUGAAGAAGAGCUCUCAGAAUCAACCUAUCCUUCAACAGCCAAGAACCAAGUAACUGGGAUGACUAAGCAAGUUGUAGAAAAGGACCAGCAAAGUGUUAUAGCAGUUGGUGCUGGAACAGGUGGAGGAUUCCUAGUUGUGAUUGUUUUAAUCGUUAGUAUCGUGUGCAUAUUGAAAAGAAAGCUAAAAUCAAAUAGCAACCCGAAUGUCAGGGAGGAAAGAACAUAUGUAAAUACCGCCAUAACGAUGCAAGCUGUUGCCUCUACAGAGAUAGAAGGCGGUAUUGGAAAUAUAGGAUAUGAUAAAACAGCAGAUGAAACACUCCAAAGUGUGUACGAAAGGUUAGACAAUGGCGCAAUCGAUGAUCAACAUCAAUAUAGUGGAUUGGAAGGACAUACAGAUCAGCAUGAUACUGGAUAUGUAAAUAUUUGAAGUCGCUUAGGUAAUAGCAAUACUUAAACAGCUAUGUUAGCUCUGAAUUGUAUACUUCCUAAGUGUUAUUUCAAUAUGAAGUUAUUGCUUCAUAUUGGAAGUGUUCCUUCAAAAACGGAUUGUACGAGUGGCUAAAAUACAAACAAUUACUGACAAUUACAUUACAAAACAAUUACAAAAAUAUUUAUUUAAUAGGAAUUAUAUGUAAAUAUCUAAAAAAAUCUAA